This is a messenger RNA of Tetrahymena thermophila SB210, 477 nucleotides long. RefSeq lists its product as hypothetical. Gene Ontology annotation, molecular function: protein binding. NCBI's taxonomy places the organism in Eukaryota, Ciliophora, Oligohymenophorea, Hymenostomatida, Tetrahymenidae. The transcript is spliced from 5 exons. The record is from RefSeq and is a predicted model, not a curated record.
AUGCCCCAGAUGCCGGCUGACCGGCAGACCGGCGGACCGGCAGACCGUUAAGGUGCAUCAGGCUUAGGUUCUGCUUUAGCAAAUUGCAUUAAUCUCUCAAAUUUGACACUUUGCGUUAUGUCCAAUUAAAUUGGUGCGAUGGGUGCAUCAGGCUUAGGUUCUGCUUUAGCAAAUUGCAUUAAUCUUUCAAAUUUGACACUUGACCUUAAGUUUACUAAUAUUGAAGAUGAAGGUACAUCAGGCUUAGGUUCUGCUUUAGCAAAUUUCAUUAAUCUCUCAAAUUUGACACUUAACCUUUCUUGUAAUGUAAUUGGUGAUGAAGGUACAUCUGGCUUAGGUUCUGCUUUAGCAAAUUGCAUUAAUCUCUCAAAUUUGACACUUUUCUUAGAGUCAAUGGAUAAAUCAUAAGAAUUCAAAGUAAUAAGCAAGUGUCUUAAAUCAAAAAGAUUAGUUGUCUUUAAAACAGAAUUUGAAUGA